Molecule: messenger RNA, 1872 nt
Organism: Daldinia caldariorum
Lineage: Eukaryota; Fungi; Ascomycota; Sordariomycetes; Xylariales; Hypoxylaceae
Product: mitochondrial carrier
Exons: 8
Coding region: 1-1872 (623 amino acids)
Biological process (GO): transmembrane transport
Molecular function (GO): ATP transmembrane transporter activity; calcium ion binding
Source: RefSeq, a predicted model, not a curated record
AUGGAUAUUCCCAAGGUGAUCACCAAAUUAGAGAUGGAGAUGGAGGAGUCGCAGAAUCAGCGCGACGCACGCGUUGAGCAGCUUUGGAGAAAGCUGGACUACCAAGGCACUGGCGAAUUGGACUGGAAGGGGUUACAGAAAGGCCUCAAGAGGAUCGAUCAUCCAAUGAAAAAUGCCGACGGCCUGUUGAAGACUAUUAUAAAAGUUGUGGAUUCGAACGGCGACGGCAAGAUGCAGUACGAGGAAUUCCGAGUCUUUGUCGAAGCUGCUGAGCGCCAGCUUUAUGUACUUUUCAAAUCGAUCGACCGGGAUCAGAAUGGGAAGAUCGAUAAGGAGGAGCUUCAUCAUGCCGUACAGCGUGCUGGUCUCGCGGUGCCAUUGCGCCGGUUGGAUGAUUUUUUUGAGAAUAUUGAUCAUAAUCGUGAUGGGUUCAUCACUUAUGAAGAAUGGCGAAAUUUUCUCCUUUUCAUGCCCAACACUGAUCCCACCACCACAUUGCGCGCAGUCUUCACCUUCUAUACGGAGAUUCUCACUCUAAAUGCUGAAGGUGACUCGGUAGUCAGCGAGGAAACUCUUCAAGGCUUAGGUACGAAUCUUCUUUACACCCUUUUUGGUUCAAUCUUCAGAAUCGCCUGCCCACCGGAUGAUGGAUAUAUCUUUCCAUCUUUGAAUUCGAACGAGGAAAAGGACGAGCAUAAAACAACAGUGACACACAUUUCUCCGACAGCCAGCGAAGCGGCCAGUAGUAUAACUAUGGCUACAGCACAGCCAUACGUUAACGACACCUCCGAAGACAUUAUAUCUACCGAUGACCACUUCGACCCUAAGCACGAGGAGCUUCCCGCAGCAGAGGGCACUGAGAUUGAACCGGGAUUGAGUGAAACAAGCAAAAGAUCCGUGCUGAUUAGAUACCUCCCCGAUCCAGGCUAUUUCAUUGCUGGUGCUGUGGCGGGGGGCAUUUCUCGUACUGCUACUGCUCCGCUCGAUCGGCUGAAGGUCUACCUUCUUGUGAAUACAACGUCGAGCACUAACGCCGCUAUCGACGCCGCCAAGAAAGGUCAAGCCUUUCGCGCAUUGAAACAUGCUGGUGGGCCCUUGAUCACGGCCGUCACCGACAUAUACAAGGCUGGAGGUGUUCGUGGAUUUUUUGCUGGCAAUGGACUCAAUGUGGUCAAGAUCAUGCCAGAGACGGCAAUCAGGUUUGGAGCAUACGAGGCUGCUAAGAGAACCCUUGCAAGCCUCGAAGGGCAUAACGAUAUGCACCAGAUCAAUCCGUAUUCUAAGUUCGUAGCAGGCGGUGUAGCUGGAAUGACUGCGCAGUUUUGUGUUUAUCCCCUAGAUACCCUCAAGUUCCGCCUACAAUCGGAAUACGUUUCCGGCGGACCGCGUGGUAAUGCCCUUCUCUUGCAAACCGCCCAGAAGAUGUGGGCAGAAGGUGGCGUCCGAGCCACCUACAGGGGCGUGACUAUGGGCCUUAUCGGCAUGUUUCCUUAUUCGGCAAUUGAUAUGGGCACAUUCGAGUUCCUCAAGACGACAUACGUUACAUACAGAGCAAAAGCCAGCGGUCUUCACGAAGAGGACGCUCAACCGAGCACGUUCGUGACGGGAAUCAUGGGGGCUACAUCAGGCGCCUUCGGUGCCACGGUGGUUUACCCUCUAAACGUUCUCCGCACGAGACUGCAGACUCAGGGCACCAGCAUGCAUCCGGCUCACUAUACGGGCAUAUGGGAUGUAGCGCAGAAGACGAUCCAGAACGAAGGAGUCAGGGGCUUGUAUAAGGGCCUGAUGCCGAACCUCCUCAAGGUCGCCCCCGCGCUCAGCAUCACGUGGAUGGUUUACGAAAACACGAAGAAGCUCCUCCAUUUGAACUAA